Molecule: messenger RNA, 680 nt
Organism: Cajanus cajan (pigeon pea)
Lineage: Eukaryota; Viridiplantae; Streptophyta; Magnoliopsida; Fabales; Fabaceae
Product: asterix-like protein
Biological process (GO): protein insertion into ER membrane
Cellular component (GO): endoplasmic reticulum membrane
Molecular function (GO): protein folding chaperone
Source: RefSeq, a predicted model, not a curated record
AUAUUAAAUAAGUUAAAGAACAAGGUACCGUGAAAAUCAGAGAAACUCGUCAACACCUGUCUGAGGAGAGAAAUCGGAGAUGUCAUCGUCGCACACCAACGAUCCCCGUCAGCCUUCGGCGGCGAGACCCUACGUGGCGCCGCAGGUGGCGCCGCAGGAUCUUCCGGUCGGUUACGCCGGUUUCAUCGCCGUCAUAUUUGGCGUCGCCGGCGUCAUGUUCAGGUACAAAUUGAGCUCUUGGCUGGCUCUCAUAUUCUGCGCGCAAUCCGUCGCCAACAUGCGGAAUAUCGAGAAUGAUCUCAAACAAGUUAUGAUGGCUAUGAUGUUUUCUUUAAUGGGAUUGAUAACAAACUACUUUGGACCUCCUAGACCAGGCAAACAAAGUUGAGAUCUCAAGAUUUUGAGGUAGAAAUGAACUUUAUGUGGGACUUUUCGAGAAUCAACAACGAACGUGAAAGGAAGUUUAGAGUCAUUGAAUGUUUCUAUUUUCUUUAGUUGGCUGUAUUGAAGAUGCUUGCGAAGACUUUGGAUUAUUUGAUGUUUUAAUGAUUAUAUAUUGAAGUAGGUUAUUAGUCUGAAAUUUGAGGAGAGCUAUUCAAUUAAAUAGCAUGUUUGGGCAAGCAGUUGCAAAUUUGGUUUUGUAUAAUUGGUUUUAGUAAAAAAAGAAAAGUUUAAAUGAA